Ostrea edulis (European flat oyster) is the source of this 1382-nucleotide messenger RNA. RefSeq lists its product as uncharacterized. The transcript has 8 exons. The record is from RefSeq and is a predicted model, not a curated record. NCBI's taxonomy places the organism in Eukaryota, Metazoa, Mollusca, Bivalvia, Ostreida, Ostreidae. The coding region runs from base 87 to 1160 and encodes 357 amino acids.
ACAUCGUUUGCGUUAUUUGUCUGUUCAGCUGUCUGACUAUCAAUCCACUAGCCUUCAAGGCGGAAUUGACUGUGGUAAGCUGUACAAUGGAUACUCUCAUUGUCAGGGUAACAAACGCCUCCAGCACUGGGAUUAUCUAUGUUCUUGGUCAAGGAGACUCUUGCCGAUUUGACACGUCACCGGAUAUAGAGUUUUACCAAUUUGACUUCGCUUCCUGUGGAAUUUCAUGGCAGCUGGUCCUGAGGAUAAUCAUACAAAAAGAGAAACUCUACCAGACCGGGGAUGAUAAGAAAAUUCCGGUCCUGUGCGUGGCUGAUACAAGCAACAUCGUGGCAUCCAACCUCCUAGGGGCUGACACAGUUGAUAGUGCGGGACUGAACGUGACGGUACGUCCGAAUGCCCGGAUGCGGUUUUUCAAGGCCGUGACAGAGGAAGAGGUCAGCGGUCACGAGGUCAAACUAACGGAUCGACUAAUCAUGACAUUAAAGCUGGACACAGAAUACAAAGAUGACUUUGACAUUAAAGCCAGAUACUGUGCAGCAGGCGGGAUCAUGAUCAUCGACAACUAUUGUGCCACUGAUCCUGGAUUGUUUCCGAACUUCAUGAAAUACGGUCAAGGUUUUCUCAUCGCGGAGUUCGGGGCCUUUCGGGAAACGUCGCUGGAGGGUGGUGUAGUGACUAUGAAUUUCACGUGUGUUCUGGAAUUCUGCAAAAAUUACUGCAACCCGUCCUUAUGUGGAGAUGUAUAUGAAGGCUGGGGUCGAAAAAGACGGUCGUCAACAUUAGAAGGAACCCAUCUUGGUUACAUUUUGGCCACAGGUUCAUCGCAUGACGUCAUUCGUCGCCGAAGCAAGCGUCAGUCUGGCAGCAAUGAUGACGACAUAAACGUGGGGGCGAGGAUCGAUGUUGUCGAUAAAUACUCGAAGAUAAAGGUUAUAACCGAAGAUGAUUUUUGCUGGCAGGUCUCUUCCUUCAUAUUCUUAAAUGUCGGGAUCGGCCUCUGUAUAUUAUCUACGUCCGGUGGAUGUAUAUAUUUCUACUAUCGUGUGUCGAGUUACAAGACCAUUAUAAAGAACAUGAAGGGCAAUCUGAAGGGCCUCUCAGCAAGUGACGUUCUGAAUCUAAAACGAGGCGACAGCAUUCGUGUGAACAGGUGUUGAGAUUGUUGAAAGUACCCUCUGUCGUUCCUUGAAUGCCCAAACUACUGUAACAUUUUCUUAGACAAAACGAUAAAAUGGGCUGUUUUCAUACGUAUUCAUAUUAUAUUUAUCAUUCUUAUUCACGAGUAAAUGUUUCCUCCUUCACAACAAGGUAUGAUGUCGAUGUUUAUAAGUUUUUGCUGCACAUCUUUAUUUCAACAAAAUAAAGGUGAAGAAAAAAUU